AUGAUCCUGAGGUUGACUUUGGUUUCCAAUCCCGAUGGAGACGUAUUUUGGUGUGAUACUGUCGGACAAUAUAUGGAUGCCCUGGCCGAUAUUGGUGCUUGGCAGACAUCCUGGUCAACAUUACUUCGUCGAUCUGAACCUCUAGAGCCCGCAUCCGCUAGCUCUUGCAGCGGGGCUGAUCUGACUUCAUUUACUUAUGCUUUGCUCGUCACUCUUAUGCAUUCUGGUGCAAUCACAUUUUGGCUAAUCCGAAUCCCCUUUGUAAACAGGUAG
Protopolystoma xenopodis is the source of this 273-nucleotide messenger RNA. NCBI's taxonomy places the organism in Eukaryota, Metazoa, Platyhelminthes, Monogenea, Polystomatidea, Polystomatidae. The record is from the annotation of a GenBank genome assembly.